AUGGAUCAAAAGUUCUACAUUCCAAGCCCUGGUGGUGAAUAUUUGUGCUCCUUUGAUCUCAACUUCAAGGAGAAGGACAAACCUGAACUCGUUAGCUUGUGGACGAAGCUUCUUCCUCAAAGUAUGUUGCACAAUAUGGCCGACCUUUUUGCGAUGACCAGGACAGACCACCUGGUGGAGUCACCAUCCGGAGAGCAAUUCCUCAUCAAGUGGUAUCCUGAUGAGCUUCGGCUCAUGAUCCUAAGGUACUACGGAGACGACAUGAAGAAUUUCAGCGGUGAAAAAUUCGAGCACAAGACAAAACGGUUCUUGGUGUUUAAAGUGGAAGAACCAUCAACGGAUGAAGAAAAAAAAAACUUGUCUUACACAGAAAACAUUGGAGAUCUUUGUAUCUUUCUUGGACGUGAUGAAGCGUUCUGUCUACAAGCAAGCUUGUAUCCAGGCCUUAAGCCAAACUGCAUCUAUUUUGUGGGUUAUAACUAUGGAGUUUUCGAUAUCAACACACAAAUUUGCAAUCUCUUCUCCACAGAGGAAGGUUCAUUAAGAUCCACUGGCUUCCCUUACUGGCCUCAUCCACUUUACAUCCCUCCUACUUAA
This is a messenger RNA of Thlaspi arvense, 597 nucleotides long. NCBI's taxonomy places the organism in Eukaryota, Viridiplantae, Streptophyta, Magnoliopsida, Brassicales, Brassicaceae. The record is from the annotation of a GenBank genome assembly.